Theileria orientalis strain Shintoku is the source of this 12603-nucleotide messenger RNA. RefSeq lists its product as hypothetical. Lineage: Eukaryota; Apicomplexa; Aconoidasida; Piroplasmida; Theileriidae. The transcript is spliced from 14 exons. The coding region runs from base 1 to 12603 and encodes 4200 amino acids. The record is from RefSeq and is a predicted model, not a curated record.
AUGUUGAAAUACAUCUUGAAUGGCCUAAUUAGGACAUUCGGGAGAGACUUGGUUGAGCAAUGGAUACCACUGGAUCACGUAUGUGUAACUUCAGUAGGGAAUCCAGAAAUACACUUGGCAGAUAUCGCCAUACCGGAAAUCGUGUUUCAAAACUACUCUUCACCCUUUGCGCUAGUUAGCUCAAACAUUAGGCGAAUUGUAGUAAAAUGUGACUGGUCGGCCUUUUUCAGAAGUAACAAGAGGGGAAAAAUUAAAAUAGACGUCGACGGAGUCGAUUUAGUGGUUAGAACGAAGAGACUUGACGAGUUUGAUCCGGAUCUAUGUAAAAAAUUGCUAUUGGCAAAGAAAAAAAGGUAUUUGGACAAGUGGAUUAAGUACUCGAAGCUGGGCGCCAACGCCGACAAAGCUGCAAAAAUCGUAAAUUGUUUAUCGAUUAGGGUUAAAAAUGUCAAAGUAACCUUCGUGGACGAUGUAAUAUAUAAAAACCCGUUCUCAAUAGUAAUUAGAGCUGACCUGGUGACUGGAGGAGGCGUCGACUCUAAGAAUCCGAACAUGAACGACCUUGAGAGAAAGGGUUUUUUGAAGGGCCUCCUUACAAAUCUCCUGUUUAAAACGAGGGGCGUACAGAUAGAAUACAACAGCUACGAGACUCAUUAUAGUAACUAUAGCCCGAACUAUUCAGAUGACCUUGACACUGACGUCGGCACGGAUAAUCAGGAGAGCGACUCUUACGCCCUGUCGUCAAGCAGUUCUAACUUCAGCGACGAGUUGUUCGAGUCGGACUUCUCCGAGAAGGAAGAGCUGGAGAACAGGGAUCUGUACGAUUUUUUGGAAGUGAAGAGGAGCAACUUCUGCACAUUUUGUUCAAGUUGUAUGCCCCCGGAAAAAAUAUCGAAGAACAAGAUAAAGCCGGAUUCAAUAAAGUAUCUGAACAUACUGAACACGCCGCAUAAGAGGUUUAAGCUGACCACUAAGGAGGGGAUAUUUGUGGGCAUAUCGGUGAAGAUAUGGAACUUCAACUCGCUGUUCUUCGUAGACAAAAUCGCAUACGAGCCGAUGCAGAAAAUAAAGCUGUAUCUGUGUGGAAGCGACCCCGAGUACGCGAAGCAGGAGCAUUACGGCUACCUCUUCGACGGGUCAGUCAAGUACUCGAAGCUGAAGCUCAAUUUUUCGAGCGAAUUUGUGCACACGCUGCACGACUUCAUAAGGUACGUCCGCAUCCUCUCCUCGUUUAAGAAGGGAGCGACGAACGACCUUUGCAAGGUACCGAGUGUGCAGAGCAGUGUAAAAUAUUGUAACCUGUUAAAAAAGUUGAAACUGUUCAAACUAUCGAAAGAAGAUCAGGAUUUUUUUGACGCAUACGAACGGGAAACUCCGUUAGGAGUUCUGAUAAGACUGAGAAGUUCCCUUUCCAAAAAGAGGAAAAAAAUAAUUAAAAGUGACGUAAGCAUAAACAAAAGUAGCAAGUAUGAGAACAAAACUAAGGGCCUUAGGGAGGCAAAGAGUAAAACAACAAAAACAAAUGAAAAAAAAAUAGAUGAAAAAACAAAUCUGAGUGAUGUAGAAGACGCGGAGCAGGACUCUGGAAUAAAAAUUGAACGUUUGUUCCAAGACGAGGACGAGUACGAAGAUGAGUAUAACGAGCAGUUCAUAAGGAAUUUUGUAAACAUCCAGGCGGACGAGUACGAGUCUAACUUUUUUACGAGCAAUUACUUCGAAUAUAUGAAUGCAACAAUCAGGAUGGCACUGGGAGGGCCGAACGCUAGCAGCAACGACGACCACUGGUUCCUGGGAACCAUGAGCUUUGGAAUCGUAGCGCCGAACCUGAGAGUGGAUCUGAUACCGACCUCGAAGAUCCUGAACAGCUUCAAUGAAGCGAACAGGAGAAAGGGGACCAGGAGGAAGAUGCUCGACUGCAUAAUAGCCGAUGUGUCGAACUUCUACUUCAACAUCGUGCAAAUGUCGGACAGGAGGGCCUCCAUCAAAAUAUUCCUGGCGCGCGCAAUGUGCAGGUACGCGAAGGUGGAGUGCCAGGCGAAGAAGCGCACGUUCUCGUGUGACCUGGUGCUGGGCGUCGUGCACAAUGAGAUGCUGGUUGCAGCUCCAACUAAAAUGAUGGAGGACUAUGAGGGCUACCUCAGGGACUACGGCAACGAAGACGUGGACGAGUUCAGCCUGGAGGACUCUAGGAAAAUAGAUAAGCAUUCGCUGAUCAGCAUACUGAUAGAGAGCUACGGUAACUACGUGAAGAAGAACGUGAUUAACAUGUGCUCGUACUUCCUAAUAGCAAACCCGGCCCUGGAACUGUACAAAUCAGUGGAGCACGGCCUGGUGACGAGGACGUUGAACGAGCUGCUGAGUUUUGAACUGUUCCUGCACCGCACGUUCACGAAUAACCACAGGAACCAGUACAGGAUUAAGACGACCGACAGAGGAUACCCGUUUAAGAACGUCACGCAGUACUCGAAAGAGGACAUGAAGAUGAUAAACAAGUUCAUUGGAAAGUUGGACGAGAAGUUGAAGUACGUGAUAACGGUGACGAGGCAGAGAAUGUGCAUGAAAAACAGGAACAUGGUGAGGUUCACGGGAAAGGAGAUGAAGAUGUAUAGCUUCUUUGCAAGGUUCGCGAAGAAGAGGACGAGAGUGGACGCAAAGGACAUGUACGAACAGAACGAGCAGUCGCUGUUGAAAUGGCCAUACCAAAAGGUAAUGGACGACAUCGUGCAAAGUGGUAAGGAGGCCAGAAGGAGAAGAACAGUGAUGGUGAUGGCCAGUAGUAGUAGUAACACUGGUAACAGUCGAAGUGCGAAAUUGAAUGCGGACACUACCGCGAACAGUAUCAGCAAUGGGAGAGUCAACAAUGACGUGGUUGUGUCAUUUGAGGAAGAGGUGAAAGAACUAGGCGUGGAUGUUGAGAAGAUUAACCACUGGGGAGACGUGGACUGGUUUUACAAUGCACGAUCAGUGCCGUUCUGCAUAGAGUCUCUGGAUCUGGGCUUCAACAACUGCAUAGAAGUGUCAAUGAAGGGCCUGGACGUGCUGGUGGAUAGUUACCUGAGUUCGAAAAAACUGACCUUUAACGAUGUUGAGGUAUCGAUGAACAACAUUUACGACAUGAAUGACCAUUUUAACGCCUUUGAAAGUGCCCCUGCCAACAGGUCAACUGAUAGAGCAGGCACCAAAUCGCAUAAUAGGCAGCCUACUGCAUUCGGUGCCACCGCUGUUACUAGUAGUAAGGAUAGUUUUGCCCAUACCAGUGGUGCCACCAAUCGUAAGAAUAAUUUUAUUUAUACAAGUGGCAGAAAACCGGCAAAAGACUGUAGAAAUGACAGUAAAACGAAUCUGCUUAGUGUGGAACUGUUUUCAUUCCAGUUGAUUAAGAACAGUGGAGUAUUCCUGAUUUCCCUGGAAAACGUUGAACUGUGCUCGAAUUUGGUGGUAUUGGCGCCAUUUCACCAAUUUGCAAAUGAGUUUGCAAGGUCAGGAAACAACGUGAAGAACAUGGUGGACGCAGUGAGAGACGGGACCUGCUUCCCAAAUUUCUACGCAUAUUUUAACUUUAAACCUGACUACUCGCGCAAGAUAAGGAGUGCGCUGGAAGAGUUUGAGUACGACAGCAUGAUUAAAGUCGGAAUGCACGUGGAGAUGGAGGCACGCGUGUAUAACAUGGUAUCGUGCUACUGCACGCCGAUAUAUGAGCCUGAGUUGAUAAGGUUCCACGGAGACUACGAAAACAAGGCGCUGGUCUCAGUUCGCGAUCUGAAGGUUUUUUUCCUGAGGCACGACAGGAGCACGACCGGUGAGGGAGGAAUAGUCUCAGUGUCCACGAACGAUCACACGCUGCUGUACUCGCUGGUGUUCCACAAGCUGAGUCUACAGUUUUUGACGGGCAGCAAGGAGAAAAUAAAGUUGAACCUGAAGGGAGCAAAUUUGCUAAGUCACACGCAGGCUGACUCGGAAGCAGGUGAAGACGAUGCAGGUAACUACGAAGUGCUGUUUGGAUGCACCAUGAAUGACUUGAAGAGUAAUAAAAUCACGACGAGGAGAGUACAGCACGGGCAGGUGCUGGCUCAGGUGGAAAAGGUGAAAGGGAACACCGAGGUUAAACUGGAGUUGAGGAGUUUGAACCUCAAGUACAACAAGGAUUUUGUUGACUACUGUUUCCAGCAGUUUUUCUUUUUCAACAAUUUGAUUCAGAGCAUAGCGAGUGGAACCCCCGGUGUUAGCACUGGUACCGGCGUUGGCACCAACAACAGUCUCAAUACGAGUAGAAAUAACAGUCUCAAUACGAGUAGAAAUAACAGCCUCAAUACCUUUAGAAAUAACAGCCUCAAUACGAGUAUCAGUAUCGCCUCCAACUACAUCAGUGGCAACACAGUUAACAAUAAUAACAGUGGCAGCACAACGAGUGACACAAGGAGUAGCACUGAAGAUAGUGCAUCGUCCGAGGGUGCCUACCAAGACGAAAGCAGGGGUGCUAAAACUGGACAUUCAAGCGGUUCCGUUAAAGUGUACGUUAGCAGUCUGAACACAUUUGUGUACCUGGAUAGUUUUGGAGUAGUCUUUGACGUAUUUUGUGAACUCACAAAGAAAAAUAAUAGUUUGUCAUUAAAAGUAGCAAGGCUCUCAACGGGGUUGUUGUGGUCUAACUAUAAAAGAUUUUUGACACUUUCGCUGAUGGAUUUGCAGCUGAGGCUUGACGACUGUAACGUGUUUAAGAAGGACUACGAAGAGUCAGAAUACUCGGAUUGCCUAAUGGAUUUGAGGCACGUGAACAACAGAGUAGUGUUACAGGUAUCGCAAUUUGCGCUGUGGUACCACUACAAUAACUCGUACAAAGCGUACAGCCCACAAACGGAACUGAAUAAGUUUAGAAGCGUUUCAUCAAUCGGUCGUAAGUACAGGGACUUGAAGGAAGUGUUUCAUGAGUUAUCACUUCUGUUCAAUGAAUACUGGUUCAGUCACGUGACGUGGUGUUUGCUUCCAACAUGUUCAGACGACGACGUGCUGAUACCGAUAUUUUCUACGAAGGUGUCCUCAUACUCGAGGUUGAAGCCAAUAAUGAACAGGAGCUACGUGAAGAGUUACAUGAAAAUGUUCUUGAAUGGAAUCGAAGUCGUGGAAAAGUUUGAUAGUUUGCAAGUGGACACUAAUUUGAUACUACACAGAUUCAACUCAGUGCUCACAACCAAGGGGUCGGUGGAAGUCGGAGAAUUUCUGUUCAACUUUGACAUGAGCGUGAUGAAGGAGGCGAAGCAAUACGCGUCAGAAGUGCAAGAGGUGUUAAGCAACUUUAAGAGCCAAGUUAGUUCGUUCAAGAGUAUGUGGAGAGGAGCUGAUAACGUCGUUAGAAGUGAUGCUGCCACUGCCGUCGCCGGUACAUUAGGCUAUGGCCGCAAUGAUAGCAUCGGUGGUAACAGUGUUAACAUUGAUACUAAAGCUAAUGUGGCCACUAACAACAUGGAUGCGGAUGAAGCUGACCACUACGACGAUGAUGAAACCAACGAAGGGGAAUAUCGAGACGAUGUUUACGACUGCGCCCACAAGAAAGGGUUCCUUUGCAAUGUGGAUUUUAGUUUGAAAGGCAGUGCCAGUUGUCUGUUCUCAGAUUAUUCACUCACAGUUCCAUGUUGGUACCUGCCGGAUGUAUCAGAAAGGUACAAAAGGCUGCGAUUCAGAAUACUGAAGGCGUAUCCGCAGAAUAAGGUCAUGGUUAACUUCGGGUACAGCUUCAACGUGCUGCUUCAGAGUAACCUGGACGAGGAUUUUCUGUAUAAGCUGUCGAAGCACAUGGACGACAAUGUGGGCGGAAGCAUAACAGGGGAGGGCUUUCAGGCAGAAGAUAACCAAGUGGAGCUGCUGUACGAGCAGUACUACAUGUUUAACGGAACGCUGAUACUGACGGUGUCGAACUGCAGUUUCAACCUGGAUCUGUACGCGAAACACCCGUACAACCUGGCUACAGGUGUGUAUGCACAGGGCGGUAACGGGGGUGCGCGUCAAGCCAACGUGUACCACCCUAGGCUAAGUAGUAUAAACGUGUUUGAAGAGCCGCUGGACGAGUACGAGCUCGUUAAGAUAUUCAACUUGACACUCUGUAAAAAGGCACACUUCGUGAAGAACGAAGAUAGGCUGCUGCUGAAGCUGCUGGUCGAAAAGUUGCAGAUACUCGACUACUUUGGGAAGUACAUGAUUAACAACGUGCAUGAAGUGAGGUCGAGAGCUGCUCAGUCCUACUACGUGCCUGAGGAGCUUCUCUCAAAGCAGAAGGAGCAGAUAGUGCUGAGUCUAUCGAAGAGCGCCAGCAGUAAGCAGGUCAAUGUGGUAAUUGACAACACGCUUGUGGAAUUGCACCCGGACUUCAUUAACCUGGGCAUAGCGAUUGUCAUGAGUCAGUUCGGCAGCAGUAUUCAGAAGCGUGGAGUCAACAAGGCAAGUAGUAAGGCGAGCUACGGCAACAACGUUCCCGGUAGUGGUAUUGGCAACAGUGGUAAUCGUAACACGAGCAACAUCACUACUGGCACGGGUAAAACUGACACUAAGAACACCGCUGCCAAUACUAGCAGUGGAGCUGACGCCAUUGGAAGCCUGAAGCUUAGUCUGACCCUGAACAUGUUUGAAAUAUGGAUAUACCCGAGCAUCGAUUUCUACACGAGGACCAAGAAGGUGGCGAGGGAGAGUACGGAGCAGAGAGUUAGAGCCAUUCCAAGGAUAUUUAUGACUGCGGAGUCGGUCAGUUCAGGGUCAAACUACCAUGACGACAGAAUGCACGUGUUCUGCAUACUCUUUAGUGGGACAGUUUCGAACAACAAGUACUGUAGAUGCCACGUAAAGUACCUAUCAACGACGCUUGGAGCAGUUCUGCUAUUGGAAAGCAACGCCAAGGUCCUCGUGGAUCAGAAUGACGCACUAAUAAUAUCCAGGAUGAAUGACCCAUGCAAUCGGUUUCUGUUUGAAAUGAAGGACCUGUCAAUUAAAUUUAAAAUAGAUACUAUUGACACACACAAUGUAGAUGCGGGAAAUGUGAUGAUACAAUCUCAGCUGGAGAACAUUAAAGUGUGUAAUUCAAUAGAGGACAUCGCACGUAUAUAUUACCUUAAGGACUACUUCUAUCCCGAGAGGAUAAAUGACUUGAUCCAGUGCAUGAAGAAGCCAGAGAGAGAGCACGACCAUGAAGACCAAGAGGCACAUGAAUACGAAUAUAAAAGUUUGGACGAUAUAUUUAGGAGUCUAGGAGUAGUGAACACUCAGAAAAGUGAUAACGUAGAUGGGUUUGUCGCUAGCUUGGAAGACAUGGGCAGUGUAGCCGGCAGUAGGGGCAACAUAGGUGGUCUUGAUGGCAGUAACAGUGGAAUGUAUUUUGAAACCAGAGGUGGAGCUGACAGUGAUAUUAUCGGAGUUAGAACAGCUAAAAGCAGGAUGAGUGUCAGUGACGAUAGAAAAGGAAGUGGUAACAGUGAGACAGGGUCUAAAGAGGAUGGCGAUAAAGAAAAGAUAAAAAAGGCGUUUAAAGCGUUAGAUAGACUGUAUUACCUGGGAAGAAGGAAGAUAUCAGUGAGCGUCGAAGUGUCGAAGUUGCAGCUGAUCAUCCUGACGAACCCGGAGCCGAUGAUACUGGGCGUGCUGGUCAACGAGGUAAACUUCGAAGUCUCGUUUAAGUCGCAGCAGCUUAACACGAGCUCAGUGUUCUCGCUGUCACUCCUGUUCGAAGUGGCGUUGCUGAACAACAAGUUCGGAGUUAUCGACGCGCUGAUGCAGCCGACGCCCUUUGGACUGGAGUUGGUAGCGAACGGAGCGGUGGACGAGGAGGAUGAGAAGAACAUAGACAGUAACGUGUUAGCGAUCAGGCUGGAGCUGGGAGCGGCGACAGUGGACUUCAGCAACAACAUGAGCAGGCUGAUGAACUACCUGAUAACCACGCUGAAGAGAAUAAAGGAAAUCGAGAAGACGGUCGAGCUUAACAGAAUCACAGUGUACAACGAGCUGGAGUACGACAUAUGCGUAUUCAGCGGAAACGUAAAGAGGGACCUGGACUACUUCGUGGUGCCAAACAACGCGAGCGUGAAGCUGUUCACGAAGGAGUUCGCACUGCUUAUCAAAAACGAGGAAAACCAGUUCUCAAACUGCGAAAACCUGCUCGGAUACAUCGAUAACAACCUGCUCUACGGGAACACGAACAAUGUGAAGGACUUCAUCAACCUGCACAACUACACGAACAACAAUAAGAUCGGCGCAGCAAACAAGAGGACGUCGAACGUGAACAUCAAGUUGAACGACGCGAGGAAUAACUACAUAUACCUGGGCAGGUUUGAAGGAAGUGAAAGCAUACUGAAGCUGCCGAGCGUGGGAGAAGUGGUACUGGUGGAAAAGGUGAGCGACAAGGUGGUGGUCUCGACGAACGUAAAGAUAGAAAACCUGACUGACAUAACGCUGGUGAUAAGGUGCAGGAACUACUACGGAAAGAUGGGCGAGUUUAGCGGGAGUCUGAACGACACGGAGGGAACGAGUGAACUGGUGCUCGAAAAGUUCACGAGCGUAGGAAUACCGAUAUCGUGGUACACGAACAAGUUCACGCCGCUCAUAACGUACGCGGAUAACGCGGCACUAAAUAGAAGCUGCGGCAAUGGAGCGUCGAACAGUUGCCUUAACAGCAGUAACUACAGGCGAACGAACAGCAGUUACGCAAACGGCACAGAGUACCUGCUGAGGUUUAAGAACGGGCUCUGCUUUAAGACGACGCUGACGAGCACAGUGCUGAACGACAUCGACGAGGUGGACUGCGUCAAGUACGUGAUCACGAUAGAGCCGACUCUGCAAAUAUGCAACAAGCUGCCCUUCGACCUCGUAGUGUACUUCUCCUCACUGAAGGAGCGCGCGUUGGACUUUCUGGUCUACGACAAGGUGGACAGCAUGUCGGUGGUGGAGAACAGGGGGGCGGUUAAGCUGCUGAGGCCGAACCAGUCCUGGGGGAUACCAGUGCACAGCACGAAGUUCUACGUAAAGUUGCACAUGAAGGGAGUGGCUCUGGUUAACGCCAGCAGUGCCAGCGAAUUUGAUGCCAACGUAGUCAGCGAUGUUAACGUCGGCACUACCGCUGGCCCUGGUCGCAGCAGCAGUAGAAUGGGCGUCGCUACCACUGGUGCCAGGAGCAUGAGUCAGAUGGGCAGUCGAACGAUGGAUACCACGAGAUUCGGCGCUGUGGGAGGAAGUAAGAAGAUGGACGGAGUCAGUUUUGAGCCAAAAGUUGACGUGGUGGACGGCUACGGUGAUGCGCCAGGGGCGCUGAGGGGAGAAAAGUAUAGUGUAGUGGAGUACAUGAGUCAAUUCGGAAACGUGAGUCAAAUGAAUGAAAGGCACCUGGUGUACCAAAGCGACCUCUUAGAAAUAAACUUGCCGAACACAGUCGACCUGGUGGCGACGAAGUGCCUGAAGUACACAUCGGGUCCAAUACAUGAGACCACGUUUAAGCACCUUGAGCCGCUGCUGUCGAGGGGAGUUUACAGCAGGAAUAAGGAGGCGUUCUACGAACUGGUGAGGAACAGCUUCGUCAACAUAAGGCUGGAAAGAGAUAAGAUCAGCGUCUUCUGGCCGUACGUGUUCGAGAACUUCACUGACAACUUCAUAAGUCUCAACGGAAACCUGAUUCCGCCGCACUUUAGGUACUUCUCAACAAACAGGCAGGCGACGAACGCGAGUCUGAGAGCAUACGUUAGGCACGAGAGUGGGCAGUACGUGCCGACCAAGGAGGUGAGUAAGUUGGACUUCACGUCGACGACGGCAACGAGGCCCCCAAUCAACCUGGAAGUGCAGACUUCGUCCAAGGAAGGCAAGAGAAGGAGCGCGUUGAAGGACGGCACCAGAUUGGUAAAACAUUACGCCGACGCGACUGAAGAAAGUGGCACUGUGGAGAACGAAGGGGGCGACGCGUUAGAAAAAAGUGACUUAAUGAAUGAGCAAGGUGCAAAAGUUGGCAGUGCUGCAGAAAAUGAUAAGGGCACGAGUGCCCAUAUAGCUGGAAAUGGCACUGGUAUGGGAUUAGAAUGCGUGAGUCUUGGAUGCACAGUGAGGGCGCUGAACAUAUCGGCGCACCCGACCAGAGUAGUAGCCUUCCACAGCUACUACAAGUUCAUAAAUGGAAUGAAAAACGAUUUGAUCGUUGAGCAUUCAAGUUACGGAAGAACAGUGGUAGGGCCGAAUGAGGAAGUGGACGUCAACACGACGCUGAAGACGAUCAGGAUGCUUAUAGUUUCCAGCGGUACCACCAUCAGUGCGUGUACGAUAUCGUUGACGCCGCCUAAAAUACCGUUCAAUAUGCAAAUCAGAGCGAAACCGGUGAGCAAAGAGUCCACAAAGGGCGACGAAGAACAGCUCAUACUGGACAUAAGCGUAGUAGAAGGGAAGUUCGAACAGGGGUUGCCGUGCCAUUUUAACGGGCUGUACAUCAUAGUGUCAGAAGCAAAAGAUACGACGUAUCAGCUGUUGAACCUGACGAGGGCAGACCUGUACGUAGUGGACCCGAACUUCCUGCCGGAGAACAGUCAGUGCGAGAGCAUAAGGAGGAUGGAGAUACUGGAGAGCGAUAACACGAUGGUGCUGAGUAGGUUGAGGCUGACGCCGCACGUGCUGUUCAACAACAACGACAGGAGAGUGGCGUUUAAGGCCAGCGAGGACUCGGACUGGAUGAUCUACAACAUCGACACGCUGAAGAACGUUCACACCUACAAGACUACAACAAAUACGUCCGUCAAGUUUAAGGAAAGACUUGAGAUAUUCGUCAGCUGCAUUAUGAAGAAGAACGGCACGCGAGUUAUUUGCUUCGUGGACAACUACAUCCUGCUCUGCAAGCUGAUUGAAAGAGUGGACCUGGUGCAGAUGAAUAGAAUCACGAGUGUGUGGUCGAAGAUCGUCUUCACGUUCGCGACGCCGAGAAUCACGACGACGAUGUCGAGCAAGAAGAAGCUGGUGCUGGCGGCGCACCUGAACAGCCUGCAGUUCAACCUCGUGCUCACAAACAACUUCCACCUGGCGAACCUGAGCAACGUGAACGGGGCAACGAGCGCGAAGAGCACCAAGUUCACGCUGAGCGGCAGCAACGACUGGAUCAUGGACCUGACGCUGACGAUCAACGGCUGCCACAUCGACCACUUCGUGCAGGGCUUCAUACCCGUGAUACUGAAGACGCUCACCAACAGGCACUCGGUGCAGGAGUCUUUCCUGGUCUUCAAGACGACGUGCACCAUCUUCUCAAAGUCGAUUCAGACGUUUGACAACGUCUACUUUAAGCUGAGUCCGAUCAGCAUGAACGUGGAGAUGCGGGUGAUUGAGCAGAUAGUGGACUACUUCGAGAGCAUAUCGGCAGACAACCUGAACACGGCAUAUAAGGCCAAGAGCGGGAGCAUGUCUAGCACAAGCAUGUCAAGGACGGGGAGUAGAAGGGGUGUAACUGAUGUCAGAGUGGGCACGACUGGUGGUGAUAAGGAUAACAGGGCACUGGGUGUUGGUGGUAGACAUGGUGAGGCCACGGCGUCAGGCCGCAGCGAUACGGAUGGCGAUCGCCCUGUCAGUGCUGGUUAUGAUACGGUUGUGAAGAUAUCUACUAACAAGUUAGGCACCGUUGGCCAUGGCACAAGUGGAGGGGACGCCUAUUUCAGGGGUCACAGUGGUCUGAGAGUGGCCAGAGCCGAAGCAGCUAGGAAACAAGCCGGCGGGCCUGUCGCCUCAGUCGUCAAGUUGAACAAGAGCGAUAAGAUGACCAAAAAGUACUUCAAGAGGCUGACAAUUGAGCCCAUCACAGUGGUACUGGCAAUCAGGACCUCGGACGUGCGCCUCACGAGGCAGGGCCUGCAGAUUCUGGACGCGCUGCCAGUGGACACGCCCUCGGUCUGCGUGCACUUCUUCUCGGAGAAGAUUUACCAGAACGUGUGCAGCUUCGAGGAGCUUUUCAGCAUUCUGAAAAACUCGUACUUCAAGCAGCUGGUGAGGCAGUCGCUGCCCACGGCAUGGCUCUCGAACUCGCUCGCGCUGCUCUACGGCGUGAUCAAGGGCUUCCUGUACCUGGUCACGCAGCCGUUCAGCUGCUGCAAGAAGUUUAAGAACACCUUCGAGGGCUUCCUCAUCGGAAUCAACAACGGCAUCAAGUACUUUGUGCUCUUCGUCGUCGGGGGACUCGCGCAGUCUGUGGGACACCUGCUCAACAUUUUCUACAAGCUCAUGGGCAGGGGCAGGGCGAAGCCGAUUGGCAUUCUCGACGGACUCUGGUUCGGCUUAAACAGCGUCUUCCUCGACAUGUUCUACAACCCGUGGCGAAGGCUCUUCUCCGAGUUCUACAUUGGCACUGGCGUCAGGAGGGGCUUUAGGAACGCCUACAACGUCGUCAAGUGCCUCGCCAGCCCCCUGACUGCCCUCGUCAACCUUCUCGUGAACAUCGUCGAGGGCCUGUCGAACGUGCUUCUGGGCGACUUUGAGCAGUUUACUCACCUCUACGAGACUGACCAGCUGAGCAGCAUUGCUUCGACUGGCGAGCGUCUGAAGGUUGACCCCGGCGACGACAAGAAGCGUGGCGAGCUGCUGCGCAAGAUGAAGACGGUCGGCCGUCUGUUCUAA